Molecule: messenger RNA, 1549 nt
Organism: Drosophila novamexicana
Lineage: Eukaryota; Metazoa; Arthropoda; Insecta; Diptera; Drosophilidae
Product: putative cyclin-dependent serine/threonine-protein kinase DDB_G0272797/DDB_G0274007
Exons: 2
Coding region: 1089-1529 (146 amino acids)
Source: RefSeq, a predicted model, not a curated record
UAAAAAAAAAGUCUCAAAAUUCGAAAGAAAACUAUUAAACAACUGUCCGACGCUUAUCUCAGAGAAUCGCUCGUACAGCGUUUGCUUAGAAAUUAGAGCCCAAAACAAAUGCCCCGAAAGUUGUGUGUGUGUGUGUGUGCAAAGAAAAGGCCGAACCCGCAGAUCUUCAGACCGGUUUAACAGUGCGCUGUUAACUCGCUGUUAACCAGCUCUGUCAGCUGCCAGCUGCGACGCCAACUGCGACGCCGACUGCAUUGUUCUGGGCACUCAACUCGGACAGCUCUCAGAACCGUAGCUCGCCGCAUUUCAUUAGCUCCGCAGCCAGCGACCGGUUCAUUCCACUAUCGACGUCGCUCCCAGCGAGAUCUGUGCGCGUGCGCGGCUUCAACCCACGCGAGACGAGACGCUCGCAAGUUUAAAGCGAACUUCGACUUCGAGAAUACAUAAGAAGUGUUUAAAAGAUUGAGAUACUUGCCGAUGCUGCCGCAUAUUCUGCGCGUUUCGUUUUUUAUGCAAAUCGAUUGAUUUUAAAAAGAAAAAAAAAGAAACAACAAGAAAACCACCAACAAUCUUAAGUCACAUUUUGUCAGUUCGACGCGUGAAAGUAAAAAUUCUUUGUGCCUGAUUUGGCAUUGUGAAAUUAACAGUUAGUUGUGUUGAACAAAAGAAAUUUAGCUCUGAAUACAAGAGCAACGUCUAUUACGAAAUGCUCAUAAAAAUCGCGUAACCAACAAACAAAAACAACAACAACAACGACGAGCAGUUAAACAAGGCAAAUAGAAAACAAAAUUCAAGUCGAGCAAUUGCCGCCAAAUGAGUAAUGAGAGUUUACUUUUGUCUUUCUCUCAGUGUGUGCAUUUAUGUGUGUUUGUGUGUGCUAAUUGAUUGGCAAAAGGUGUAAAUCUUUAUUGUACAUAUUUAACGGCAUUUUCCUUUUUUGGAGCAACCAGCAAAGUGAUUGUCUGCAUUAGAGGACUUGCCGCUUAGAGGGACACAGGACUUGACUAAGCUGCAACAACAACAACAAGCACAACAACAACAAGAAGAUUUCGCACACUGUGGCCAGCGGGAGACGAGCAACAAACCGAAUGCAGUAUCUCAACUACGCACUGCAGACAUCCACGCGACUGCUGACCAGCCAGAGCCACAGCCAGAGUCAGAGCCAGAGCCAGAGCCAGACGAGCCACAAUCAGCAGCAGCUGCGCCAGCGUCAGCGUCAGCGCCACAGUCAGACAGCGGCCAUUGAGGCAGCGGCGGCGGCUAGCACGCCCAUUGAGGAGCAAAUAGCGCACGCCUGCUGCAGUCGCGGUGCCCAAUUGCUGCGACUGCGCCAACAGGAGCUGAUCAAGCGACGCGCCCUCGAGCUAGAGGAUCAGCUGAACGCCAACGACGCCAGCUGGGAUAGCGAUCCGUGCAGCAGCGAGCCCGAGGAAGGCGCUGUGGGCGGUGGCCAGCAGAAGCAGGAACAGGAUCAGGAGCAGGAUCAGGAGGAGGAGAACUCCAACGAGUCGUGUCAGCCAGUCCAAUGAAAUUUACUCUCAUUUAAUGU